CAGAGCAGGUCCUGGUCGGUAGUCACUGCUGUGGUGUCUGGAGCCUCUUCUUCUCUCUGGUAUCAGCCAUUAGCAGAGCCCUGUGGCCCCCAGGAUACAUUCCCACUGGCCCUGUCCUGGGGACUGAUGAGAACACUUGUCGUGUGCCCCCGGUAGAAGGAUUUCCAGCCUCCCCUCUCCUCAUAAAGGCGCCUGCAGUACUAGAAGCCUCCAGUUCUCUCCUCUUCUCCUGAAUGACCACCAAGGAUGGACAGGAAGGAGAUCAGCAGAAGAAUAUUAGAUUUCACCUUGGAGAUCAUCUCCCUGUUGAGUGGAGAGGAUUACACAAUAGUGAAGAAGACAUCAGGGGGGACUCCCAUCAUCCAUGAAUCAGUAGGGUUGAGCAGGACCCCCAUGACAGAGCCUCCCCCCCUGAUACAUGAGAAGAAGAUCCUAGAACUCACCCACAAGAUGAUUGAGCUGCUGACUGGAGAGGUUCCUGUAAGGUGUCAGGAUGUGGCGGUCUAUUUCUCCAUGGAGGAGCAGGAAUAUUUAGAAGAACACAAGGAUUUGUACAAGGAGGCCAUGUUGGAGGAUCCCCGGCCUCUGAAAUCACAAGAUAAGAAGAGACGAGAUGGAUCCAGGAGGAGAAAUCCCCCCGAGAGAUGUCCCCGUCCUCUGUAUUCCGAGGACUGUCCAGAGCGGAAGGUCCCAGAGAAUUGUCAGGCUGAAAAUCUAAUUGAUAUUAAAGUUGAGGUUAUAGAUGAAGAAGAAGAGGAGGAGAUGGAUUUAUGGGGCGAUCAGCAGUAUGGAUUCAUAGAAAGAUGUCCCCGUCCUUUGUAUUCCCAAGACUUUCCAGAGGAGCAGCUUCCAGAGAACCAUCAGGAAGAAGAUCUGAUUACUAUUAAAGUGGAGGAUGAAGAAGAGCAGAUGAUGGGCGAUCCCCCGUAUAAGUUUGAAGCGGAGGAGGACAUUCCAGUCCAUGUGACCACAGAAAAUCCUAGUAAGAGCUCCAAGAGAAAGUUCAUGUUACCACUAAAAUGUAAAGUAGAAGAUGAAGAUGAUACGCAGGACUCUUCAGGAGAAAUCAUUACAUUUAAAGUGCAUCCAGGACUUCACAAUACAGAUCUAUCUACUAAUCAUGAGGAACCUCCUCCUGGCAGAUCACAGAUUGUUACCACAAAUGCUGGUCCAAAAAUAGAUACCAGAUUUCAAUGUGGUGAGUGUGGAAAAGCGAUUACGAAAAUCUCGGGUCUUUUUACACUCAGACGAAGUCACUUACCAGAUAAACCGUACUCCUGCCCUGAUUGUGGGAAGAGUUUCACAAAUAAAUCACAUCUUCUAGCACACCAGAGAAGUCACACGGGAGAGAAGCCAUAUAUAUGUUUAGAAUGUGGGAAAUGUUUUACAAAUAAAUCAAAUCUUGUGAGACAUGAGAGAAGUCACACAGGAGAGAAGCCAUUUUCGUGUUCAGAAUGUGGGAAAUGCUUUACAAACACAUCAGAUCUUGUUAAACAUGAGAGAAUUCACACAGGAGAGAAGCCGUAUUCAUGUCCAGAAUGUGGGAAAUGUUUUAUUACUAAAGCCAAACUUAAAGAUCAUCAGCGAAGUCACACAGGGCAGAAGCCGUAUUCCUGUUCCCUGUGUGGGAAAUGUUUUACACAUAAAUCAAAUCUUGUUAGACAUGAGAGGAUUCACGCAGAAGAGAAGCAGCUUUGAUCUUCUAUAUGUGCAACAUUAUAUACAAGAAGAUCAAAUUUUAAACUCGGAGAAGAAACCAUAUUCUUGUUUGGAAUGUGGAAAAUGUGCAAAGAGCAGAACACAGAUUUUUACUAAGUAGGUUAUUUGUAGACAAUGAACAUCCAAUAAUAGGAUUUAUUUUUGGGGUGACAUUAGACUGGAUCUGCCAGACACCCACAUUAUAUUUACUUUCUUAGACAUAGUAGCUCAGCGGGUAGAAUAGGUCAUAGGUUCAAAUCUCAUCAAGGACAACAUCUGCAUGAAGUUUGUAUGUUCUCCCCAUCUUUGGUUUCCUCUUACACUCCAAAAUAUAAUGUGAGGUUAAUCCUGAUUUUUAGAUUUGUGAGCCCCAGUGGGGACAGGUACUGAUGUUUGAGGGGUGGAAGUCUUUAUUCUGUACUGCCGGAUAUGUAAGUGUUAUAAAAAUGAAAAUAGACAUUGAUACCGAAGGUGAACUGACUGGGAUCUCUGGAGGAACUAUCAGAACAGUGAUGAUGAAUUGUCCCAAUAAACUUUACUUCUUCUUAUAGUAUUUAUACCCCCACUGCAGGAGAAUCCAGAGGGACAUAGUGAUAAAGGAAGAAACCCUCACAUAAAUGUUUAUGUAAAAUAUGUGGACAUAUUAAUCUUAAUUUGGUAACUCAAAGUGACGAACCCAGAAAUGAAUUUGCAAUAAUUCCCUAGAAUAUUUUUCAGAUCUGACACUCUCUUCUAUGGAUCAAAUUCCUGGUACUGCCUCUUUGGCAAAACCAACCUCCAGCAGGUGUAUAUUAUAAGGCUGCUUGUGUAUUCUGGUCAGUAUUGUAAGCCAAAUUAGGAGCAGCUCCAAAACCUCAAAGAUGUGGAAAUCUGUUUAUGUUCCAUUCCCGGUCCGUUUUACACUCUCCCAGCAUCUUGAAGGAUUAUUUUUUUUUUUACCAGUCAUUUUUUGGUGGGUUUAUUGGUAUGUUUAGGGUCAUCACCAUGUUGCCAGUUCUAUGUUGAGUUGAGCUUUAGUCUUUCUGACAGAUGGCCUCACGUUAUCCUCCAGCAGGUUCUUGUACAAUGGAUAUCAUAGUGUCUAUGAUGAUGAUAAGGCACUCAGACCCUGAUGUAUUAAAGCAAUCCCAAACCAGAACACUUUCACCACUAUGUUCUCAAGUUGGUAUCAAGAUUUCCUGGUGAAAUGCUAUCUAUAAUUUUUUAUCAAACAUGCCUUCUGGUUUUGAAGCCAAAUCUGCUUCUUUUCAUAGUUCCAUAAGUUAUGUUGUGUGUGCUCGUCGGCACCCAUGCUUUUAUAGGCACCCAUAACCUUUCUGAAGGGCUUAGAGUGCUUUGGAUCUAGGCGUUAUGAUGCCACAAAUUUCAUCAACAAAGUGCAACAAAUGGCUGCAAGUGUCUUGGUCAUCUGUGUUAGGGCAAAACCCCCACCUCUAUGAUUGUCGGGGUUGCAAUUGAAGUUUUGUUUAUGAGCGCUCAAGAGAGCUGACACAGACACGCUGCUGAAUCAGUUAUUAUCUUGACCUAAAGCUGGGAAUUUCUGAUCUAUAUACAUCCUGCCAGCUGGCUAAUAAAUUUUUCCACAUAUGCACAAGAUGGAGGACAUGUUUAUCCAAAAUGGAUUCUCAUCCCUCACAUCUGGAUAGGCUUGCAGAAUCCAUGUGUACAUAGCAGAAACAAUCCCAUGUGGAUAUAAGGAAAUGAUUUUCAGUAGCAGAAAUGCCUUCUAGAAAUGACAUAUAAACAUACCCUAAGGGUAUAUGGCUGCCAGAAGGCAGUAGAGAUACAGCUGUGAGUGGCCAUCAAAGCCACAGUAGGUUUUUAAUUGUUAAAAUGGAUCGUGCAUCAUUUGCUGACUGUUAAUUGAUGCACGAUAAACGUUCAGAACCAUACGGCCAAAUCUGGAGGUCCGAUUGUAAUUUUAGGUCAUUAAGGUAGUCCUGAAUAUACGUCCGACGUGUCCGACUGUUAACAAGUAAUCGGAAAGCUAAUUUAUACAGUUUUUCUUCUGUUCCAUCACAUUUAUCUUUUUGACAGAAGAUCAGGUAUUGAUAUGUCCACAUAUGAUGGAAAAAAAAAUAAAGUGUCAUUUUGAAGUGUGGUUGAAUGAUUGUGAGUGAACCUUACAACCUUAUGGUUCAGUUACCCUCCACAGAACAGUGUUUUUAUAUGAAUCCUUCCUGACAGGACCCCACAAUCGUCUCCCCUCAUCCUGCUCUGAACAUUACGUGU
Bufo gargarizans (Asiatic toad) is the source of this 3930-nucleotide messenger RNA. Its product is annotated as oocyte zinc finger protein XlCOF8.4-like. Gene Ontology annotation, biological process: negative regulation of transcription by RNA polymerase II. The coding region runs from base 247 to 1698 and encodes 483 amino acids. The record is from RefSeq and is a predicted model, not a curated record. The transcript is spliced from 9 exons. Gene Ontology annotation, molecular function: DNA-binding transcription repressor activity, RNA polymerase II-specific. Lineage: Eukaryota; Metazoa; Chordata; Amphibia; Anura; Bufonidae.